This is a messenger RNA of Emericellopsis atlantica, 1324 nucleotides long. RefSeq lists its product as uncharacterized. The coding region runs from base 225 to 1145 and encodes 306 amino acids. The record is from RefSeq and is a predicted model, not a curated record. The transcript is spliced from 4 exons. NCBI's taxonomy places the organism in Eukaryota, Fungi, Ascomycota, Sordariomycetes, Hypocreales, Bionectriaceae.
UGGCCGUUUUGUGGUCGUACAAAUUGAUCCAGCCGUCUGUCGGCGGUUGAUCUGAACAGGGCUCGUGCCUCGCUAGGACUACCCCGUAUCUUGUCAGACCAACAACGCCCCUCAUCCACCCCGUCGUGCUGCUUGGAGGCAAGAAUCGCCAUCUCACCAACCACACCCGAAUUUACUUCUUGAAGAAGCCCAAGUAAACAUUCUCAUCUCAGCUCGCAGCUAGCAUGGCCACAACGACCACAGGCCUGAGCCCCUCACAGCUCGCAGCUUUCCAACGGGAUGGCUACCUCAUCGUCCCCCAGGCCCUGGGACCAGAGACGGUCUCUGCUUUGCUACAGGAGACCCAGAACCUUCUUACCGGCUUUGACCUCAAGUCGCAUCCCAUGACGCGCUUCAGCACAGGCACGACAUCUGAGCACGUGGGCGAUGACUACUUCCUCACAUCCGGCGACAAGAUCCGCUUCUUCUUCGAGGAGGACGCCUUCAACGAGAACGGGGAGCUGGUCAAGCCGAAAGAGCGGGCCAUCAACAAGAUUGGACAUUACCUGCAUGCGUUGAGCGAGCCAUUUCGCCGGCUGCUCAGUGAAGAUGGCCAAGUCAAGCCUGCUGAUGUGGCGAGGGCGCUUGGGUUCAAGGACCCGCGAUGUCUGCAGAGCAUGGUGAUAUGCAAGCAGCCCGAGAUUGGAGGAGCCGUGCCUCCUCAUCAGGACUCGACGUUCUUGUAUACAAAUCCGCCAUCAGCCGUGGGGUUCUGGUACGCAUUAGAGGACGCCACGCUGGAGAACGGCUGUCUUUCCUUCUUGCCGGGAUCGCACAAGUGGUCUCCUAUCACGCAUCGGCUGGUCCGAAAGGCUGGUAACGCGGGCACCGAAAUGGUCGAGAACAGCGGUCCGCAAUUCCCGCCUGGCGAAGAGUAUGGGGUCGAGAAGCCGACCGAUGCUGAUGACAUGACCUAUGUCCCGGGUGAAGUCAAAGCUGGAGACUUGGUCCUCAUCCACGGAAACUUGUUACAUAAGAGUGAGAAGAAUACCAGCCAGAAGGGGAGGAUCAUCUACACAUAUCACAUCAUUGAGAAUCAGGACCGACAAUAUGAUGAGAGAAACUGGCUGCAGCCGUCGCAAGAGGGCUUCACCAAACUGUAUUGAGAGGACAAAGCAGUAGUGCAUAUCCGACAUUCCCUGGGGUAUCUAUGUCUAAAAUCCAACCCAUGUGGCCAUUUGUACUAUGGUACAAUGUAAAUGCUCUCUGAAAACCCAAAACCAUGACCCGUAAAUUGAACCGUGCACCGUCAUCAGAGCUCCUCAUCGCUAUCAUCUGAAUCCGA